This is a messenger RNA of Cladophialophora psammophila CBS 110553, 687 nucleotides long. RefSeq lists its product as uncharacterized. Lineage: Eukaryota; Fungi; Ascomycota; Eurotiomycetes; Chaetothyriales; Herpotrichiellaceae. The transcript is spliced from 3 exons. Gene Ontology annotation, biological process: autophagosome assembly; autophagy. The record is from RefSeq and is a predicted model, not a curated record. The coding region runs from base 1 to 687 and encodes 228 amino acids. Gene Ontology annotation, cellular component: phagophore assembly site.
AUGGACCAGAGCCAUCGCGAAUACAUCCUCGAAGUAUUCGCGGACCAAACAUUUGUAAAGGACAUAGUUAAAGGAGUCCUACACACAAUAUUUUUCCACCGCUACUUCCCACCGAUCCGACCCUCUCCCUAUACCCCGAAUGCCUCCUCCCUCUCUCACACUCACACCUCGCAUUCCGCGCAGUCCCUCCCCAUCACGCUCCCUUCAAUCCUUGAGCCACCCGAAAUUUCGACCGCAAUCGAAUCCCAUACAGACUUGCUCAUCUCUCAGUUGACACCACCGUUCUCAACGAGCCCAACUAGCCCAUCGGCCGCGGCAGGUGGCUCUCGCGGCGAAAUUGUAGUCCGUUUCUACGAUCGCAAAAGGAGAAGAACGGGAAUUACGACGGGCUGGCUGGGUCGCUUGGGCGGUGGAGGGCAAACCGAGGAGGAAGUCUGCUGGGAAGAAUGGUGCGUCCAGGUUAUUGUCGCGAGACCAAGAAGUGAAGCGGAUCGCAUCAAAGUCCGCCGUGCAAUGGAAUCCUCCCUACAGAAGACGGCGAUGAAGAUCGUGGCCAUUGUGAACACAGACAAGGAUCACAUUCCCCCCAUUACCACGAGUGAACAGAAUCCGUUCCCCUACAGGAUAUUUGUCAAUCCGAAGCAACAGGAAAGUGCGGAGAGAGGGUUUGUGGGAGGGUGGAGUUGA